UCCUGGGCUGACAGGGAGGAGGCCACACCCAGUGGAGUCAAGACUCGGGCCUCCUCUACAAAUGCUGCCACUGCUGCUGCUCCUGCUGUUUGGUGCAGGGCCAAGGCUUGCUGAGACCUACAGCAGAAAGGGCCCAGACACGUGGCCUUGGCAGGCAAGCAUCUUCCUGGAUACCCGGUACCGCUGCGAGGGGGCCCUCAUCUCCCGAGAGUGGGUCCUCACAGGAGCCAACUGCUUUGGCAGCUGGCCUCAGUCCCACUACAGUGUGACCCUGGGCCCAGAUCGACUGGCACUGGACACUUGCAAGAGCAAGUCCAGAGUGGAGGAGCUGCUGCUGUCCCCAGGAGGGCCCAAGGGCUCUGGGUCCGGUGGCCUGGCCCUGGCCCGGCUGGCAAGGCCACCAUCUCUCAGCAGUGCCGUGCAGCCUGUGCCUUUGGCCACCUGGCCUCAACCUUUACUCAAGUGGCAGCUCUGCUGGGCCCAAGGGUUCGAGCCUGAUUUCGAUCCCUACGUGCCACCCCAAGAACUGCACAGUGUCCCCUUGAGACCGCUCCACAUCAGAACCUGCAAAGAUGCCUUUCGCCUCCGACCUGACUGCCCUGACCUGAACGUCGGCCUGUCCAAAGGCUCCCAGUGCUCCAGGCCCCUCCCCGGGGCCCUCAAACUGGUGGUGUCUGAUGGGACUCCCCUAAUCUGCUCCCAAAAUCGCAGCUGGUUGCUGCAGGGCGUAAUGACCUGGAGUCCCUGCAUGGGGCCUGGACUCCCAGAAGUCUACAGUCCUGUGUAUCCUUUCGUUUCCUGGAUCCAGGAUAAGGUCCCCAACGCCACCUCACCGGCUUCUACAGCUCAGCCAAGAGGCACCCUUGGGCCUGGCUCAGGCCCAGGAAGAGGCGGUUAGGGUCUUUAGCCUGUGGAGUCCUGGGUUUGAAUCCUAAACUUACCUGCUGACUGUGUCCCAGUCGCCUCCCCUCCUGAAUCUGCUUCCUUCUUUGUGUGAUGGAGAUGGAUUCAGGUAUUCACCUAGCUAACAAGCUGUUACAAGAUGUGCCAGGGAGCCACAGAUCAGGGU
Rhinolophus ferrumequinum (greater horseshoe bat) is the source of this 1069-nucleotide messenger RNA. RefSeq names its product tryptase gamma-like. NCBI's taxonomy places the organism in Eukaryota, Metazoa, Chordata, Mammalia, Chiroptera, Rhinolophidae. The transcript is spliced from 5 exons. Gene Ontology annotation, biological process: proteolysis. Gene Ontology annotation, molecular function: serine-type endopeptidase activity. Bases 62 to 898 code for a protein of 278 amino acids. The record is from RefSeq and is a predicted model, not a curated record.